Phaedon cochleariae (mustard beetle) is the source of this 561-nucleotide messenger RNA. The record is from the annotation of a GenBank genome assembly. NCBI's taxonomy places the organism in Eukaryota, Metazoa, Arthropoda, Insecta, Coleoptera, Chrysomelidae.
AUGAACUCGAUGGGCCAAGAACAUAUCCAUCCGAUUGCUCCGAGGUUCUCGAAUAUAAGAUUUUGUGAACAUUCCGAUCUUCCUUGGAUGGAAAUACGACCACCGCAGCAAGAGUCUGAUAUAUCCUCUGCGAAAGCAGAAGGAGAAUCGUACGCAGAACUGCUACGAUCUGUCAAAGAUAGAGUGAAUUUCGGCAGCAUUGGCGAGAACAUUUCAAAAAUCAGGAAAUCACAGAAGGGUGAUCUGGUGCUCACAGUCGAAGGCGGAAAGGGCAUGGCGGAGACCCUUCGAGGAGAGAUAGCAAACAAGUUGCAGUCAGCCGUGAUGAUGGCAAGGGCAAAUUGCACCACAUCAUUCGUUAACGGAAUUGAUGCUGCAGCAACCUCACAGGAGGUAAUAGAAGCCAUCAAGAAGGAAACGGAGGAAAAACUACAGAACAUCGAGAUGAAGGCGAUGAAAUCUGGAUUGUUUGGCAGCCAAACGGCAGCACUAAAUAGGAACAGCGGGUAUACUGAUCCAGAAAGGCUCUCUAAAAAUAGGAUGGAUCAGUUGCAGAGUUAG